Messenger RNA from Oikopleura dioica, 1626 nucleotides. The record is from the annotation of a GenBank genome assembly. NCBI's taxonomy places the organism in Eukaryota, Metazoa, Chordata, Appendicularia, Copelata, Oikopleuridae.
AUGAGUCCCAUCAGUCAAACGCUGAGGAACAGUGCUCAUGACUCCUGGAAUUCGGAAAACGAAGGUAAUAUCUCUCCGCCUGAGCGACGAGAAGUCCGACGUAAUAGAACUCGUAGAGGCUGCCAGAAAACAUUUGUCAUAACUCGACAAUCAAAUGAAGGAGAUAUUUUUGACAUCGAAGACGUCCUCACACCGAAGAAUACAAGAGCUACCGUUGAACGCGAAGUCGUAACUCCGAGAUGCAGAUCAAAAAGUCGCGAGCGGCGAAUUUCUAGUGCCAAACUCUAUAAUGAUGCGAAGCAAGCGAGUUCGCAUGAGAAGGAGACAGAGCUUACGAAGAAAGUUUCUUCCCCAAAAGUCACUGGCGAAAGUAACAAGAAAAAGCGAGACGCUUCCAAGACAACGCUUGCUGAAAGCUUUAAGAACUCUAUUAAAGCGCAACUAGCUUCUCUGAAGAACUUCAACAUGGAGAGUUUCGAUAUGAAUAUGGACUUCAAUAUGGACGACUUUCCAGAGAUGCCUUCGUUCAACGACAGUUUCAACUUGGAAGACUUCGAAGGAGGCGACAUGACCGCUGAUCUUCAGAAUUUCGAGGACAUGAAUUCAGAUGGAUUUGAAGAAGAGGAUGUUUCGCAGGAAGGCGCUUCCCAAGAGGAGGAUGAAGAAAUUCAUGAUGAAGAAAAUUUCGAGAGCGAAGAUGCGAGCGAUGAAUCCAUGACCCCUCAAGAGUACGACAACGAUGAGAACGGAGGCGAGGGAGACGGAGAGAAUAAUUGUGCAUCGAGUGGAAAAUUUCCGGAAGACUCGGACGAACUCGACAAGGAGUUAAUCAAAAAGAAUGAGGAGUUACUCCUUGCUCAAUCUCGAAGAAAGAAAUCUGGCAUCGAUCUUCUUCCAUUGCGUGAUCCAGAGAGCACCGACUCAUCCCAAGAAACAAUGAUGAGACCACGAAAGUCAAACCUCAAGAAAGGAAAAGCAGAAAAUAAGACACGGAAAAGUGUGGAGUUCGCAACCCCGAUUGAAAAAGUGUCGCGGAUCGAGUCCCGAAAGUCCGUGGGCAGCAAGAAGAAAUAUGAUCGAAGACUCGUAGACGAGGAGGAUGAGCCAUUCGUCAAGGAAAUUAAGGAGUUUCUGAACAAGCCGCGAUCGCAAAGCAACCUUGAUGUUUUGCGCCAUCGACGAGUUCAACAAGGAAUGAUUGAAAAUUUCCAUUCUAAAGCAUCAAGACUUGACACAAAAAAGAUGGUUGCAAACACUUCUAAAAAAACAGAAGUUCGAAAAACGAUGAUCAACUUGGGAAAAACUCAAGGAGAGACAGUGGCUAAAGUCGCCGGGCUCGAACCUUUUCAGAAUAAGGCGAAAGCAUCAGUCCGAAAACUUGAACAGCGGUGGGAAAAUGAGAAUGAAAAUUUCGAUCAUCUUCGAAAGCAACUGCCCAGCGCUAUGACCGUUCGUCAGAGCCAAGUUUCGCUGAGGAUUUCUGUCGCUGGCAAAAAUCUGAUUCUUGAGCAGAUGCGAGAAGCAUGGAUCAAGAAGAGAGAGGAUCACCAACGAAGAAAGUUGAAAGUCAGGGAGCAGAUCAAAUCAGCCAUGACGAUGCUCAAACAACUCGGAGCGAAGAACUGA